AUGGACGCUUUAAAGAAACUAGACAAGUGGAUAGCUGUCGAGGAUACCUCCACAGAAAGAGGUGAAGACCAAAUUAGAAGUAAUGAGGAUUUGGAUCCUACUCCCUCUGACCGAAGAACCUGGAAAAUGUACAACUACAUUUUGAUCUGGGCACAAUCUGCAUUCAACGUUAAUGAAUGGAAUACUGGUGCUAGUUUGAUGAAAGCUUCGGGUCUUCCAUAUGGUCAGACCAUUGGAAGUGCCAUUUUCUCCAUUUUUGUUGCCGUUAUCUUUACUAUUGCCAAUGCCAGAGCUGGCUCUACAUAUCACAUUGGCUACCCUACCCUCGCUAGAGCAACAUUCGGAGUUUAUGGUGCUUACUUUUUCGUAGCUGCUAGAGGUUUUGUGGCCAUUAUUUGGUUCAGUGUUCAAUCAUACUAUGGCUCCAUGUGUUUGGAUGUUGCUUUGAGAUGUAUGUUUGGACACAAAUGGCUUGAUUUGAAAAACCACUUGCCUGCUAGUGCUGAUGUGCAAUCCAGGAUUUUACUUGCUUUCUUCUUGUUUUGGUUGAUUCAAUUCCCUUUGAUGUUUGUACAUCCAAGACAGAUCAGACAUUUUUUCACUGUAAAAUCUUUUGUUUUGCCUUGUGCAACCAUUGGUUUGCUAAUAUUCUGUGUCAAGAAGGGUCAUGGUCCCGGUAAUUACGACUUGGGCUUACCUAUUAGCACUUCCUCUUCUGCUAUUGGUUGGGGAUGGAUGUCCGUCAUGAACUCUAUUUUCGGUACAAUUUCCCCCAUGAUAAUCAACCAGCCUGAUAUUGCCAGAUAUGCAAAAAAACCAAGUGACACCAUUUUGCCUCAAGCUAUUGGAUUUGUACUUGCUAAAAUCAUGAUCAUGGUUGUUGGCAUGGUUGCUACAGCUUCUAUCUACAGGUCUUAUGGAGAGGUUUACUGGAACAUGUGGGACUUGAUGAACGCUAUCCUUGAUCAUUCUUGGAACGCCGGGGCCAGAACAGGUGUCUUCUUUGUGGCAGUUUCUUUUGGAAUUGGUACUGCUGGAACUAAUAUCUUUGGUAACUCUAUCCCAUUUGCUUGCGAUAUCACCGGUUUAUUACCAAAGUACUUCACUAUUUUAAGAGGACAGAUAGUAGUUGCCAUUCUAGCAUGGGCCAUCGUUCCAUGGAAGUUCUUAACUGAUGCUGCAAAGUUCUUAACUUUCUUGGGAAGUUACUCUAUCUUUGUUGGACCCAUCCUUGGUUGUAUGUUGGCUGAUUACUACUUUGUUAAGAGAGGUAACAUCCAUGUACCUUCUUUGUUUACAAAGAAAAGUUCAGGGGUAUACCAUUAUGUCUACGGAUGGAACCUUUGGGCUUGUUUUGCUUGGGCUGGAGCUGCCAGUAUUUGUAUUCCUGGUUUGUACAGAGCUUAUUAUCCAGAAUCUCUUAGCAUUAGUGCUACUAGAAUGUACCAAAUGGGAUACAUUCUAACGACUAUUAGUAGUAUGGUCUUCUACUACUGCUUGAGUUUGAUCUUCAAACCACAAAUUUAUCCAGAAGCUCACAGGGAUACUCCAAAGACAUGGGAAUACAUGAGAACCACCGAUGGAUUCUUUGAAGAUGACUCUCCAAUAGGCAAGGUUGGCUACUUUGGUUCUGUCGAUGUUUUCACAGGUGAGAAAGUUGACACAUCUGAAGGUUCUAGUGUCAAAACUAAGAGCGAGAAGAUAUUGGAAACUGUCUCUAUUGUUUAA
Messenger RNA from Scheffersomyces stipitis CBS 6054, 1728 nucleotides. RefSeq names its product nucleobase cation symporter-1 family protein (gene DAL4.1). Gene Ontology annotation, biological process: nucleobase transport; transmembrane transport. The transcript has a single exon. Gene Ontology annotation, cellular component: plasma membrane. Lineage: Eukaryota; Fungi; Ascomycota; Pichiomycetes; Serinales; Debaryomycetaceae. The record is from RefSeq and is a predicted model, not a curated record. Gene Ontology annotation, molecular function: nucleobase transmembrane transporter activity. Bases 1 to 1728 code for a protein of 575 amino acids.